This is a messenger RNA of Brassicogethes aeneus, 1719 nucleotides long. The record is from the annotation of a GenBank genome assembly. Lineage: Eukaryota; Metazoa; Arthropoda; Insecta; Coleoptera; Nitidulidae.
AUGGUGGUGGCAAUGCACGGUAGUGGCAGUGCAGGCCCCACCCGAUCGUCAAUCAGCAACUGUACGGCCCCGGGGGCAAACCAGCCCCGGAUCCAGGUUAAAAAUACUGCGAAAACCACUGGAGAUAGGAAAGACUCAGUGGACAGUAUAGAUCUGGUGUGGGACGAGGAAACGCAGACGUCGGUACCUAGAACAGCGACACCUGCUUUUCACAAGGUAUUUGGCGCCAUUCCAAGAAGCUACUCUUUCAGUGGCACUAGGAAAAGAAAAGAGUCCACGGAAGUUUACGUUAUAAGAGAAGCUAUCGAGGAAAUAACCAGGUUGUCCAUGGAGUUGGAGAGAAAUGUAGAGCAAAAUACAAAGAGAAAAAUGAAGAACCUCGCAGAAACGCUUAAAGAACAGGUGGAGAUACUAAAUAGGGUGAUAAUUAGGGACUGGUUAAAUAAACAUAGAUACGAGGAUGCACAAAAAAUUAUUUUCGACGGUGAAUCACAAACGGAGGAAAAUGUCGGGAGUUAUGCGCAAAAAAAGAGGACUGAGGAGCAGGAAACUCAGACGGAGGCAGAGGCACCGAGUGGGACAACUGGACAACAAGAGAGCAGACAGUUGAUGUUACAGUGUGUAUCCAUAAAACAGAAAAUGCCAGAGGGGACAGCUAGAGGGUUCUGGACUACGGCGCAGGCAUUUUCAAAGGAAUACCCAGGUGGCGAAAUACCGAAGCCAGGGCAGGUGGUCGCAGUAAAACAAAAGGUAACAUCUAGCGUGGGCGACAAGAGUGUAGGGGAGACUACAACUACAUCCUGGCUGUUAAUGCAGGAGGAAAAGGGUAGUGAGCCGCUGAUAAGCAGGUGUGCGAGGCAAGCUUGUCUUGUUAGGUUGGCGGAGAUGCUAAGGAGCGAGGGCACCUGCAGAGUAUCCUUGAGGAUGAUACAGGGUGUACCUCUUGAAAAAGAGUUAAUGGAGGCAAUUGGGCAAGUAAAGCUCGAGGUUAUACUUCUAGGCGAAGCGAGGCAGGGCACCUGGAGCGACGUGGUAAAAGGUACAGGCGCCAAAGAAGGCCCACCGAGUGAACAGGGCCAAAGGAAACAAAAACGCACUGGGAAAAAAUCAAAGCCAGGCAUGGUGACGAUAGGUACCAGAGACAGGGGGUAUAACGAGACGCUGAGGGAAGUCAGGUCUGGUGGAGAGGCUUGCGAGCUAGGGCCGUCAGGGACUCUGGAGGAAGUCGCAGAAGGCGCCGAGUGCACCCAGACCCUCUUCAAGAGCGUUAAUUCCUAUAUCAAAAAAAUCUUCAAGAGGUCGUCUGGACAGGCGGCCUCUGCGUUCCCUCCUACCGUCUCUGUUGCUAACCUGGUGUCAUACGCCUGUGCCACUAUUGGCAAUAUCAAAGUUAAGACAACUGGCAAUAAGUCUAUCACUGCCAGACCUAUACAUAAGAUAGAGAUCUCCCGAAUUAAUCCUGCCGAAUUCGAGUCUUCGGAGACUGUCAAGAACAGCGUUCUAGCCAGGAUCAACCCGGCCACCAUAGGCUUCGAGAUGUCAAAAAUUUAUAAAUCUAAAAAUAAUCGCAUGAUUCUAAUCAGUAAAUUACUCGACCUUCCCGAGUGGUCUGCUCUAAAGCUGAAAGCUUCUUCAUUUAAAAAGAAAUUGCCUCGAUUAUCAAUUUUUGGUGUCCCAUCGACUUUGACGAGCGAGGAAUUAGCCAGGUCUAUUAUUUAA